AUGACCAAUCAGCAAACAAAGUUGAACAAGCAGGAAGUAACUCAAGGUCAAAAGGUCAACGAUCAAGGUCAGAUGAAAGGUGAACGUCCUCCAAAUGGUUACUACGACAACUCAACUGACAGAAUGAAAUAUGAAAUAGCUGCAAGAGAUUCAGCAGCGCGUAGCAAAGCUCGUAGCAGUGAUGGUGACAACAGAUCAGUCGGAAGAAAAAACUCAAAUAAAAAGAAUCAUUUGAAUGCAUACUACACAGGGGUGGACCUGUUCCCAGACUCAAGUGAAGGCGAGGACGAAUUGGAAGAGAAUGAAUCAAGUAGUUCCAGUAGUUCGUCCACAGAAGGCGAAGAGGACGAGUACCCAGUAGGAGGUGAGCCAUGGGUGCACAGAGAAAUUCCCCCCUAUCAGCCAUGGUGGACAAACAACAAUAAUAACAACAACAACAUUGACAACAAAAACAACAAAGACAAUGUAAACAACCACUACUCGUCACACCUGCCUGUACAGAAUUUGUAUGUGGGCAGACAAGGCCAACAGUUUCAUCAGGGUCACAUGGAAGUGCCAACGGACAAAAACAAAAAGGAUCUGUUGAGACAGGAAUCAUGUACAGGCAGUGUACUAUCAG
Symsagittifera roscoffensis is the source of this 619-nucleotide messenger RNA. RefSeq names its product NKAP family protein-like. The record is from RefSeq and is a predicted model, not a curated record. The transcript is spliced from 4 exons. Lineage: Eukaryota; Metazoa; Xenacoelomorpha; Acoela; Convolutidae. The annotation marks the transcript as partial.